This is a messenger RNA of Aspergillus saccharolyticus JOP 1030-1, 495 nucleotides long. RefSeq names its product MGMT family protein. The coding region runs from base 1 to 495 and encodes 164 amino acids. The record is from RefSeq and is a predicted model, not a curated record. Gene Ontology annotation, biological process: DNA repair. Lineage: Eukaryota; Fungi; Ascomycota; Eurotiomycetes; Eurotiales; Aspergillaceae. Gene Ontology annotation, molecular function: catalytic activity. The transcript has 4 exons.
AUGCCCCGCUCCGACGAAGCAGAAUGGUGGAUCAACGCCGUCUACGAAGCCAUCCAGGAGAUUCCCUACGGCCGCGUAACCUCCUAUGGCCAUAUCGCUCUGCUUCUAGGAUAUCCUAAACGUCCCCGGCAAGUAGGCGUAAGCCUGAAACAUCUCCCCUCGGCCCCCUCUGAUGCAGCUGCGGAGGCAAUAGAGGAAGCAGAGGCAGGAGCAGCAUCAACCACCCCGUUCUUCCACUCCGGUAACGUUCCGUGGCAGCGGGUGAUUAAUAGUAAAGGGAUGAUCUCGCAUCGUGGACCGGGGAGUGCAGAACGGCAGGCUGAAGCACUGCGAGCGGAGGGUGUGGAGGUAGAGGUGGAUAGUAUGGGGGAAUUCUAUGUGGAUUUGGGGCGGUUUGGCUGGUUUCCUGAGGUGUUGCCGAGUGAGGAGGGGCUGGAUUCAGAGGAAGAGGAGGAGGAGGGAGAUGACAUAAACAAGAACGGUACACUGCUGUAG